GGAUCAGUUAAUGGCGCGACUUCAACGAAGCAUAACGUGUAUAUAAAUUCGAGGAAAUUGUGUUUCGUUUCGUCUCUCAACAAAAAGAUGGCUUUGAGAAUGGUAUUCUUUGCAGUUUGGUCGCUACUGCUGUGUUUUGAUUACGUGGUUACAACGAAUAUUUAUACUGUAAGAAAACUUAGACAGGCUAGGACACUGUUAUAUCCCCCCACUGCGCCAACUCGUCUACAAUUCAUUGGCGGCAUCGGUAUACCCGUUGAAGAUCUAACCUUUGAGUCGGUCACCUCUGGUUAUGUACUAAAGGCGGAAUACUUUCUGCCCGAACGGGCGGAACAAUGGCAUCCCACAUACUUGAAGCCACAAUUGGUGAAUAGACGCAGCUUGGGCGACAAUGAUUUUGACAAUAAUACAACCGCGCAUGCGCAUAGGGCCAAUGGCGCUCAGCAAAGUGCCAGUUUCCACACUAAUUUGCAGGGUAAACAGCGAACCGCUGCGGCGUAUCGUUGGCUCAUCUACAAAGCUAUGGAAAUCUUAAUGAAUAGAGCAGGGCUGGCGGGGCGUGAAUGUAUGCUGCGUAGCAUUUGUGAGCAUGCGGCGGUGCCUUUGCACUAUGAUAGCGGUAUUUUGGGAGAGAUAUUGCAUAUUAUUUUGACUCCUUCCCGUUCACGUGAUGAAUUCGUUCACCCGCAAGACAAGGAUUAUGGACGUGCGGAACGCAUUGGUCGUAAAGGCGGUGACUGUGCUGUCACUUAUGCCGAGUGUGCCUAUGCGCCCAUAGAACAAAUUACAACAAUAUUAGAGCUGGAUGAUUAAAAAUAAAAAAAAAAAUAACAUUAA
Zeugodacus cucurbitae (melon fly) is the source of this 837-nucleotide messenger RNA. RefSeq lists its product as uncharacterized. The transcript has 4 exons. The record is from RefSeq and is a predicted model, not a curated record. Lineage: Eukaryota; Metazoa; Arthropoda; Insecta; Diptera; Tephritidae. Bases 88 to 813 code for a protein of 241 amino acids.